Molecule: messenger RNA, 6892 nt
Organism: Varroa destructor (honeybee mite)
Lineage: Eukaryota; Metazoa; Arthropoda; Arachnida; Mesostigmata; Varroidae
Product: carbohydrate sulfotransferase 12-like
Biological process (GO): carbohydrate biosynthetic process
Cellular component (GO): membrane
Molecular function (GO): sulfotransferase activity
Source: RefSeq, a predicted model, not a curated record
UUAUCCAUUGAUUUAGCUUUAGUGGGCUAGCUUCAACAACCCUUUCUCGUAGCCACAGUCUUAUACUGCAUCGCUUUCCUCUGCCUUGCAUCCUUAUUAUAAUGUGUAUAGAUGGUUACUAAUGUAUAAACAUUGUUUGUCCGCCCGUACCUUAACUACGGCUUUUCUAAUUCCGCCAAUCUAGCUGGCCAUAUCGUGUGGUCAUCAGACCGGACGAUAUAUUUCUAUCUAUAUAUUUUAUUUAUAUUUCUUUUUUUUUAAGAUAUUCAAAUCAUUCAUUGUGAAUUUAUUUUACGAAUAUCUAUUUGUCUAAUAAACAUUCCGUUUUUUUUUGCAUUUGGUCACCUGGAAAUCUACACGGUUCGAACUCUUUUCUGUUUUUUCCAUUUUUUUUUUUAUUUAUUUCGAAUUGACUUUCGAGCUGGGAAAUAGGUUGUUUUUAAAGGCCGUACUUUUCAAGCGUCGGCGGUACCUACAAAAUGGUAGUUUGAAAACAGCGUUUAUGCAAAAUUCAUUAAAGAGAUUAUGGCACGUAAGCUGCUGCAUAGGUCAUGAAGCCUUAGAGAAACAUUGGGGUCUAAAUCCGAACCCAGGGAGCUAGCCGUCUGACGGAAUGCCUGACGGCGAUACUGGACGUAAAAUUCGAAACAUAGGGGCCAUGUAGCCUAAGUAUCAGUUCCUGUGCAACAAAGCGUUAUGAACAUCAUUAUAUCACUGUAAGCCCUCUUUUUAGGUUUAUCUGAGCUGGGAACGCACAGAUAAAUCGAUAUUUCUCGUAUAACUUCGAUUCCUCUUUGAUAAAUUGUAAUAUUAAAACGCCUAAUAUCCCUAGAUGAGUGCGAACUUUACAUAGAAAUAUUCAUCUUUGCCAGUUACUAAAGGAUCUCGAGUCUUCUUAAAAUCCAAUAAAAUUUAUUCGUAUGGGUUACAGUUCACAAUCGGUCGAAUCCAUUUUCACAUUAACGAUGUGAUAUGCUUUACUCUUUGCUAUAAUGAAUAAGAUAUAUUUUUUCACACAAUCCCAUUUGCUUGUCUAGCUUCCUUCGUUGCGGUUUGCUUCUUUAUAGUGAUACAUACAAUGUAGUGCAAUAGUUUCAAGGCUAGUUACGCCACCCGCCUUAUUUAAAAGCUCACAACAUCAAUUAUUAUGCUUCUUUGUGACUGACGUUAUUGAUUGUUUCAACCUAGCAUUCCCUACCUUUGAUAACCAGGGAAGCCCAGCAACAAGAAAUGCAAAGCUGGUUCUUUGUCAGUUGCUUUCUUCGCCCUCGCUACUUAUUUUCGUUGUCAUUGUCGGUGUAUUGAAGCCUGCCCUCUUGUUCUUGAUCUUUCGGUCCUCGUUCGUUGCUGGAGAGUCUUCACUAGAAGUUUUUUCGGCUUUUCUUUCCCCUGUUCCAUUUUGCCCAACAUCUCGAUUCCUUCCUUUCCUUCUCACUUUUCUUUGUACGCUUUCCGCUUCAUUUUUCGCCAUGUAUCUUCUGUUCAUGUGUGCUUAUAUACCUACGUGUCAUUUCUGUUUCUUCUUGCAAACAAAGCUCAUCGUUCUUUAAGUUUAUGUGCUCUUAUUUCCACAUUAAUUUAGGUUGCUGUUACUAUGUUUGUUUUGUUAUUAUUGCUGGCGCCGUCAUGGAUGCUACUGCCAUUUUUAUAUGCUGGAAUCACACGAUGAAAUCGCAUACACAUAUACAAAUGCACGCGCCUUCAACACACGUUCGCUUCAUUGUUGAUAGCACUGCCUCUUCAUUACACCUUUGACCGUGGCGGUCGCUCUUGUAGUCUGUUUCAAUCAUGGUCGUGGCUAUUCUAAUACGAGAUGACAGUCACGCGCUGAUGAUCACACAGCAGAGCAACACUACUGCGACUGACAAUCUACGUGGCCACGCAAAGGCUACAGAAACUGCUGCGGCUCACAACAGCGUCAUGGGACGCAAGGAGCAGCUUCGCGCAAAAUAUACAGCAAGAUGGAAAUGAGAGGAAGUGAAGGCAACUGAGUCCACCAUUAGUUGCUUAUUUUCACCACACUACAACCACUGGUACGAAUCAAAGAAAUAGUCGUCACUAGCGUUGCAGAGCUUCGUUUCCGGUUCCUUGGGUGCCCGUAUUUGGCAAGCUAUCGAAGAUAGUCCAAGUGAUCGGCUUGUCUUCCAGCCCCAUAACCUGUUCCUUCCGGUUCGUGCAACGCGAGCCUAGGUUGCAUUGACGCUGCUAUAUCUAAUGUCGUUUCGCUGGUCACCAUUCAACGCAUUCGACUAUUGGAUCGCCCGAACGUUCGUGCAGGACUGACCGUUUUGUGUUGUAUCUUCGCGACUGUUCUGCAGUUGCAGAGCACAAAAGGUCGGUGUUCUCACUACACUGCCAACCGCGCCAAACAAGUCUCUCUGACAAGUUCUGUCUUUUCCACCAAAAAACCGUUGCCCGUCAUGGCAACGGUCACCAAUUUCUAUCUGACACUAGUGAACAUCGCUGGCAGACCAGUUACAAGGCAUCGCUCGUAGAAUCCACAGUGGUGAUGUUGCCGGCCACAUUUCGCAUCGUUCCCGGCUUGAGAUCAAUGCCAGUUUACUGUUGACUUUUGCUAGAUUUCACCAACAACAGCAAUAACAGCAAUCCUUCGUCGAUAACAGCAGCAUCAGCAGCAGCAAAUGCGCUUCGCCCGCGAGUCUCGCGCGAACGCGACGCUCUCCGCCCCAACCAUGGUCUCCCUUUCGUCCCUUAAACGCGUCUGUAGAACUACUGCUGUAACGGCAGUUUCAACAGCGGCAGCGGAAGCUACAGCUUCGCUUGUCGUUCCGUUUGGCGGCUGUUGUCCCCUGCAGACAUUCUCCUCGGUGUGAUUUUGUGUCAGGUGAUGAAACCACCGUUGGCACCUUCACUACGGCCACUGCUUGUGCUGUUUUCAUCCACUCCCAGAAGCGGCGUCGUUAUGCUAUUCAUCUAAGUCGAAGCUGGUGCUACAACCGUUCGGCGUCUGUUUUGCGUCUCGGGUAUGCGUGAGACGAUGCAAUGCCAUAGGUAGCCGCGGCCGAGACAAUAUGUGAGCGUUAACCCUGUGAAACUCUCGGUCCAUGCGUCUGCCGGUGUGUGUGCGCGUACUUGUGUCUGGCUGAUGUGACUACCACCCAAUCCAACACUAGCAUCUUCCUUUCCUUCGACUCAAGCUGGGUCAUCGUCUUCUUCAAGUUUCCUUCACAUACGAACUGCGGCGUAGCUGGAACAGCUGCAGCGGCGGCUGCGGUAGUAGCAGCAGACAACAGCAAGAACGAAAUGAUCGGGAACGACCGAGCCCAGCUGGGCCGUCUUUCGUGCUGAGCGAUGGUCACAGCCGGAGCCAGCCAGAAGAACGGGCUGGCAGAGUCGCCCAAGACGUCAUCAUCUAGGUUAGUUAGCGUGGAAGAUCGCUGGAAGUAUAAUGGAACGGAGGCAGCUGCAACGGAGGUCAAGAAAAACGAGACGAAGUGCACAAAAACUAGUGAACUCGACGGGAUCAGCUACCGAGAACUUUUGAACAAAAACUAGUUUGCAAGAAUUCAGUAGUGGUAGCUUUAUACAAACAGCCUGGAUGCCUGAUACCGUGUAGGAACCUGUCAGGAAAAUUUAAGACGGAGAAAGUCAAGCACAAACAAAUUUUUUGGCUAGUACAAAAACUAAUAAGAUCAGCAGGUUUACCACUUACAAUAUUGUUAUCGAUCUGAAAUAGAAAUUCGUCUCCUUGUUCCAUUUAGCAAAUCGUAUUCUGACAGAGUGCGCUUUACCCGUUGCAUUCACGCUGGAUUCGCGAGUUCGUCGAUAUGAUGGCAACAAGAGUGAAUCGGCUUGCAGAGUUCUUCGUGUGCUUCCUUCUAGGUAAUUCGCCCGAAAAACGAAAGAUACGCGUGUCAGAACGGCCAAUUGGCCGGUGCUGCACCAUGGCGAUGGAGUGCGGCAUAGCGGGUCAUCAUCAACGAGAGGAGCUCCGUAAGAUGCAGCAUUGAGCUUUGUUGAAGUGGUCUAAACAGCAGAAACCAGAACGAAGCUUACCAAUCGACUCGAAUCUCAAGAAAGGCCGAGUCAUUGGCACCCGAUUAUGUUAUAUAUUCAAGUUCUAGUUCUAGUACCUGGGCGCAAGAAGGAAUAAGAUUUGGACAUCGAAGUCAUGCGUCGCGAUCUUGGAGCUUUGCUAGGAUUAACUAGUGUCUUGACACUCAUUGGCUACCAGUAUGACUUCAGUGCGACAGCUUUUUUUGAGCAUCGUUGGUUAUACCACUUUAGUGAUCAAAGGACGUCACCUCGGUCGGCGCCGGAUUUCGGUGGAAUAGAAGCGGUUUUGACACUACCAGACUCGCAGGAUAUCCGUCAGAAACGCGUCCAAAAUGUAUGCCAGCGUUAUCGGGAACGCCUAUAUCGACCCCAUUAUCGGGGUCUGAAAAGUAACUUUUUUCCUGAUACAAUGCGGCCCCGUUAUUGUAGCACAGCUGAAUGUCCUUUAUUAGUAGAUAUUCGACACAGAUUCUUAUUCUGUUUCGUGCAAAAGGUCGCCUCAACCACUGUGAAGGCGCUAUUCCUUGAAAACUCCAUAGGAACGGAUCAGUUAUCGAGGGGAAAUGUCACGCAACUUCAUAGGGUCGCUAACGAUAGAAUUCGACGAGUUGGUCCACAGUUCUACACAAAAAAGAAAAUGAAAAAAUUCUUUAAGGCGAUAUUUGUACGGCAUCCAUUUGAGCGGUUAGUGUCAGUUUACGAAGAUAAGGUUGGCCAAGAACCGCAAAAGAUGACCUACUUUUAUGACAAAUACUUUAAACAAUUUGCUUCUCGAAAAAAUAUCACUGGAACAUUGAGUUUUUCGGAUUUCGUUGAUUAUCUAAUUGAAACGCCCUGGGCUGAAUUCGACGAACAUUGGAUGCCGUACUUCCAGAGGUGCGAAGUUUGCCUGGUUGGGUAUGACUUUAUUGGUAAACUAGAAACGGCCUCAGAGGAUUUCGACGCGAUGCUCGACAACGGCCUGACCGAUAUGAAGUCAAAACUCCGUCGCCUGAAUUCACGAUAUCAAAAUGGCAGACUGGACUUCGGUCGCGUGGAGACGUAUUUCAUACAGCUAGAGCGAAACCAGAUUAUGGCCUUGUACAGAAUUUAUCGAUUUGACUUUGAGCUAUUUGGCUAUAACAUUCUCAAUUUUAUCGACACUUUCGAUAAUGGGACGCCGUAGGGAAGAAGUGUAUAGCAGCGCACUUUCUCAUUGCUUGUUUCUGUAGUUGCAGGCCGGCACGGUGUUUUAUUGACGUUAUGAUACGUGCUUAUAACGUGAAUUCUCUCAUUGAGAUAUGUGAGUGUAUCAGUUAUUUGAAACAGAGGGAAAUAUCGUUGAAAGCGAGUACUGCUGUAACGGGUCCUUCCUUCGAAUUUUACCGAAUUGUUAUUAAGCAAAAUUCUAAAUUACAGGCUCUACGACCAUGAACUGUGCAUCGAUGUUAUGCAUUAUGUAGGCUAUUAGUAAUAUUCGAUGGUUGCAACAUGGUUUGUUGUUUAUCUUUCAGAGAUAUUCUUUGUAUUGGAUCGAUCAUACAUACAUACACAGUGACUGUAGCUAAAAAGUUUACAAAGUGUUGGUAUACACCUUUGUAUAAUAACAGUGAUAAUUCUGAUCUGAAAAUACAGCCGAACCAUAUGCUAAACUAGGCAAAAAUAUAUUUUUUUUCAUCACGUUUAGCUUUACGCGACUUUGCUAUUUAUCGUCAGACUGUAUCGCAUGUGAUAAUAAUUAAGAUAGACAGGCUCGGAGCUGCUGCUUCAAGUGGCACCAACGACCCACACAAUCCGACAGUGGUUUUUAUUAACAAAAAAUAUGCAUAUAAACAAAUACCUAUUAUAUCUUGUAGUGACAACAUAUUUACAAAGGUUUGUUAGUUAUAUUGUUGUACCCGUACAAUUAACAGUUAACAUUUUUUUCUUUUGAAUUCCAUAAAUGUUUGUCUGUCUUCUUUUUCGUUUUAAAUGUGCUGGUAGCAGUAACUAGUAUGACAAUUAAUUAUAAUAGUACGAUGUUAUGAUUUUUCCCCCGAUAACAGCUCAUCAGAUGUUUGUGAUGUUGUAUAGUAGUAAUAAUAACAAUAACAGUAAUUAUGAUAGCAACGAUUUUAAAAUAUACCCGUUAACAGCCUAGCAUCAAUACCCCGUAGUUAAUUAUGGUAAAAGCAUGCCAAUAUAUACAAUGAUAAGAUAGUUAUUUUACGGUGACCAUAGGAGAAACACAAACAAUGCUGUGCAAUAAUGCCACAAUCAAAUGUACUAUAAUUCUCUUAUCUAUCCAGAAAUACAUAUUUAAUUAUAUUUAUAUUAUUAUAGAUAUUAUAUCAAGACGUAAUAUCAAAAGGCUACAUAUUAUUAUAUCUAUAAACGCAUACAUCAAGUAUAUUAUGAUUUCAGAACAUGCCUGAAUAUUAUGUAUUGUGUCGUCAAAUGUAGUGUGAAUAUGACGAGAACGGUUGUGAGAAUGAUUGUGUUAUCCAUUUAUUUGACUACGUAAUGUAAUGAUGUAUCCAUAUCUCAGUUUUAAACUGCUCUGGAUAAUAAAGAUAGUGGAUGUUAAUAAUAAAAUUAGUAAUGAUAAAUCUUUGAAAAGGCUUUUUGAGCGCUUGUAAACUAAGGGUACUAUAUGGUACUACUAAGUGCUAGACUUCGUUGUCUACGAGUCUUCCACACACCGGUCAGCUACCGAAGUGACCCCUGGCGGCCUGGAAAGUCCCCGGAAUGGAGGUCACAGACCGCUUACCGAGUGAGCAAAGCCAGACGCAGCUGUGUUUCCAAAGAUCACCUUCUCAUUUAUAAUAGAUGCCUAAAUACUUGUUCGUUAACAAUAAGUGUAGAUAUCCGGCGACCUGACCACCAUCUGAUACAAAGAUAGACGAAAUUAAACAGA